GUAAACCCACCAAGAACCUCCACCUCUAACACUAUGGUCAGCUCCUGUUGUGGCUCUGUCUGCUCUGAGGAGGGCUGUGGCCAAGGCUGCUGCCAGCCCAGCUGCUGCCAGACCACCUGCUGUAGGACCACCUGCUGCCGCCCCAGCUGUUGUGUGUCCAGCUGCUGCAGGCCUCAGUGCUGCCAGUCUGUGUGUUGCCAGCCUACCUGCUGCCGCCCCAGCUGUUGCCGCCCCAGCUGCUGUGUGUCCAGCUGCUGCAGACCUAGCUGCUGCCAGUCUGUGUGCUGCCAGCCCACCUGCUGUCGCCCCAGCUGCUGCCGCCCCAGCUGCUGCAUCUCCAGCUGCUGUCAACCCUCCUGUGGUAGCUCCAGCUGUUGUGGUUCCAGCUGCUGCCGCCCCUGUUGCCGCCCCUGCUGCCGCCCCUGCUGCUGUUUGAGACCAGUCUGUGGUCAGGUCUGCUGCCAAACCACUUGCUACCGCCCCACUUGUGUCAUCUCCACCUGCCCCCGCCCCAUGUGCUGUGCCACCCCCUGCUGCUGAGAACUUUCUUGAACAUAGCCACUCUUUUCAGCCUCCUGUGUACCUCAUAACCAUCUUGAGAGAGCCCUUUCCUGUCAUUUGUGUGUUCAUGCCCCAGACUCAGGAAAACUGCCUCUGGUGACUUCUAUGUCAUUUCAGGCUAAACCAUGGAAUUGGAGGUUAAGAAAUUAAUAUAGAAGGAGAUGAAAGUGGAUCCUGAAAGGGUGACAGGAGGAAUGGAAAUGUUAAUGUGAUCAAAACCCAUUGUAUGCAUGUACGAAUCUCUUAAAUAAUUAAUAUGAAAUACUGAAUUUUUGAAAAGAAACUAAUAAGAGUGCAGCCUUCUCAGCUCACAUGUGGAAAUAUAUCCAGCAUCCGUAGAGUCAGGUCAAACCUUCAGAGCUGAAAGUCUCAUGGUACUGUCUUGUUUUCCUUCAACUGUAACAUUUCUGUAUCUUGCUGCUGUUAUUUCUAAAUAAAAUUCAUUUAACUGGAAUAG
Mus musculus (house mouse) is the source of this 1018-nucleotide messenger RNA. RefSeq names its product predicted gene 11563 (gene Krtap4-25). Gene Ontology annotation, cellular component: cytosol; keratin filament. The transcript has a single exon. Bases 34 to 540 code for a protein of 168 amino acids. The record is from RefSeq and is marked validated. Lineage: Eukaryota; Metazoa; Chordata; Mammalia; Rodentia; Muridae.